Messenger RNA from Chenopodium quinoa (quinoa), 2009 nucleotides. RefSeq names its product ankyrin-3-like. Bases 187 to 1776 code for a protein of 529 amino acids. The transcript has 2 exons. NCBI's taxonomy places the organism in Eukaryota, Viridiplantae, Streptophyta, Magnoliopsida, Caryophyllales, Amaranthaceae. The record is from RefSeq and is a predicted model, not a curated record. Gene Ontology annotation, molecular function: protein binding.
CUCUCUCUUCUCCACCUUUACUACAGAAAUAGCAGCCAAGUUACUCUAAAACGGCAAUCGAAAAAAACAAGGCAUACAAAUUAAAAAGAAAAAAAAUAAAACAACGCAACUCAAGAACCCAGGAAGCACGAAGCCACAAAGCUAAGAAAAAGUGUGAGAGAAAGAGUGAUUUUUAGGGAACCAAAAAUGUUAGGAUCUGUUUUCAAGACGUACCCAGUUGUAGGGCUCGCCGUGCCCGUACCCAGCUUUGGCUCCCGUACCCCGUUAUUAGGAAACGGCCCGGGCAUGUAUUUUUGCCGUACCCGUACCCGUACCCGUGCCCGUACCGUAACCGUCCCCAAGACGUACUCAGUAUGGAAAACGCCACUUAGUUGCGGUCGCCGCGCUUCCGUUAAUUUGGUUGUGUCCACUAAAGGAAAAACAAACACAAGUGUAUGUAGUAGCAGCAAUGACAUUGACGAAGUAAUGUACGGGGCUGAUGAACUCCUCGAGGCGGCCUUAGAAGGCCGGGCAGAAGAUGCUGUGGAAAUCCUGACUAAAGAUCCGACCCUAAUCCAAAUUGGAGAUGCCGCCGGAGACACGGCAUUCCAUGUUGCAGCACGAGCAGGACACGACACGACUAUAUCAAAGAUGAUAGAGUUCCUUGAAAUGAACCAUGGAAAAAUAUCGAGGGAUACAUUGUGCGAAGGGAACGCAGAAGGUGACACGCCCUUGCACUUGGCUCUCAAAAAUGGUCAUAUAGACGCCGCUACUCUUCUAGCUAAGAAGGAGCCGCGCGUCAUAUACAAAUUGAAUAUGGAUCGAGUGUCGCCAUUUGAGCUAGCCCAACGAGCUGGGUUCCAUGACUUGUGCAUCCAAAUGAAGCGUCUGGGUCGGCCUAAGUCACAAUUUCUACGUUCUGAUAUAUAUUUGAAUCUUGUAAGAAUGGGUCUUUCGGAUAAUGACAAUGAUGAAGAGUGGAUUAGACUCUUUAAGGCAGCUGCGAGAGGUAAGCUAAGCGUGAUCGCGCAGAUCUUGGAUGAGGACUUUCAUCUAGACAUAUUGCGGUACAAGGAUACCGCGAAAUGCACUGUGUUACAUAUUGCUGCAUAUUAUGGUCAAACCAAGGCUCUAAUGACGAUUGCCGAAUUAAUGCAAAGCGAAAGUGAUUUUAAGAAAUUGAUGCUUGAGGGUGACCGUUUCGGUAACACCCCUUUGUACUAUGCUAUCGAGGGUGGUCAAGAGAAGACCGCGAUUUACAUGGUUAAGGUAGCACCAAGGGCCACAUACAAAGACAACAACCAAGGAGACUCGCCGCUGUGCCUUGCUGUAAACAAGGGAUACUCGGAUCUGGUUAAGACCAUGACCGCAAAUCAAUCCAUCAAAAAGCAUCUUCUCAGUCAUGCCAAGAACGUUUUUAUUGCACAUACUGCUCUUGAGAAGAGGAACCUUGAUGUAUUGAAAGCAAUCAUGGAGGGCCUUCCGGAGCUCAUCGAUUCGCCGAACAAGAAAGGAUGGAAGCCUCUUUCAUUUGGAGCAUUCAAUGGUUACUUCGACGAAGUCUGCUACAUUGUUCAAGAGUUUCCAGAAUGUGUGAUGAUAAAAGAUGGCGAUGGUACAUAUCCUAUUCAUAAAGCAAUCACUGGAGGACAUGUUAAUGUAAUCGAGAAGCUUAUAUUUUGUUGCCCUGAUGUACUAAAUUGCUUUCAUAAAAAGGGUAACCUACUUAAAUUUGCAAUUUAUUAUAAAAAAAUAAAUGUUGUCUCUUACUUAAAAGAGCUAAAUUAUUAUAGAUGAAAUUGAAUUUAUUAUGUGAAUCGGAGUAUUAUAAUUCAUCGUAGAGAAUUUUGAAGCUAAGAAUAGAUUUAUUUCUUCCCUACGGUGUUAUUUUCAUGAAUGGCAAUGUUCCAUUAAAUAUCAUCCAUAGGACAUAUAUGUCUCUAUUUUCCCAUUUGUUUCUAUUACUUUGGUUAAGAUUGUAGGUUUUCUUGAAGGAAUGAAAGAAUAAAUUUAGUAUUUUAUUUGUUGAU